Rhagoletis zephyria (snowberry fruit fly) is the source of this 4168-nucleotide messenger RNA. NCBI's taxonomy places the organism in Eukaryota, Metazoa, Arthropoda, Insecta, Diptera, Tephritidae. The record is from RefSeq and is a predicted model, not a curated record.
AUGCCGCGCAUCGCAGCUAAAGCCACCAAAGGGAAAGGAAAACGAUGGCAACGGGGCCAUAGCAGCGUUUCAAAUCCCGACUCAAAAAAGCAUCGCGCUCGAGCCAAUCAGGCACUUUCGAGUAUAACCAACGGCGGAUCUGACCCCGGGACGGCUUCAGGGUCGAACAAGUUUACCCUGACGAAGGAUUUGCUUGAAAGAUUUGAUGCAAUUCAACUGCAAAAGCAACGCCUGGAAGGUAGCUCUGAGGGCACCGCCAGCAAAUCUCAGGGUGGAGUUAGUGGCUGGCUCAACGGUCAAUCGACAAAGUCCACCGAUGAAAAUGAUCUUUCUCUGCCGAGCAACCGAUUAAACGAGGACGUCAUUUCGCUUGGAAAUGUUUCGGCUGCCAGCGUUUGGACCAACUGCACCAACGUCAGCUUCGACCGAUUCCUCAACGGUUUUGACACCAAGUCAAAAGUGCACAAGUGUAUGCUCGCCGUACUGGCCACAGUGAGAGAAGCGAUUGAAAACGGCAAUGGAAAUGAAACCGAGACCGAAUAUUUUGCCGGGCUGAUGGUUACUUUGAACUGCGUUGACACCGAAGAGAAGCUGACCGCCACGCUUGCUUUGAUUCAAAUGGUUCUUAAACGUGUCCCACCGUCUGUUUUGAAGGUGAAGUUUCGCGACACCGCCAACGCUUUAAUGAGCAUUCUCAACGAACGCAUCAACACUCAAUCUCCAAAUGGCUACCUUAUUAAGUCGGUCAUCAGCGCGCUGACCACGCUUUUGCAGCACCAGGAUCGUCCUGUCUGGGAGCAGCUGUCAACUCAGAAGGUGUUUCAAACACUGCUAUCGCUGGUUCUCCACUCAAAGCCUCGCAUUCGCAAAGCAGCAACUUUUUCGGUUAUUUCGAUUACUACCCACGCGACUGUAAAUGCUGACACCAAGUCGGGAAUUAAUUUGGCUCAAAAAAUUCUUGCAGAGUUUUGCAUCUCCAAACUUGAAGAACAUCUAACGACAAUCAAGGACGAGCACAUGCACAUACUACUGUACGUUCUCGCGCUUCUUUCGGACACCAUGUUCCAGUUUCCGUCAUUGCAGCUGACCAAACGAACAUGCGAAGCUAUUUUAUCUCACAUGGCACUGGGCAAUGUGCUCGUCGUCAAUGGAGCACUGCAAACUUUCUAUCACUUCUUUUUACGUCGGCCAAGUAGCACUACUCUAAGUGCAGAACUAAACGCCCAACUGAUAAAUGCCCUUUACGAUUAUCAACCGAAUAUCAACGACGACCAGCCGUUGAACGCCUGGUGCAUUGCUCUCAAAGAAGCACUUCUUUCGCUGAACAAUUUAGACGCAAAGCUAAGCAAUUUGCAUCUGAUCAAGUUCAUCAAAACAGCCGUUGAGUUUCUCAAAAGUGAUUCUACUCAGGUGCAUAACUGCGUCUGCAACUGCAUCAACGCAAUCUUCACAUUAACUAUCAAAGAACAAGUGGAAAAAUGUCCAGCCGAUUUACUGGAAGCGCUGUACUCUGAACUCAAAUCAACCCUCAAAUAUCAGUACAGUCACGCCUGGGUUCAGGUUAUACCGAUGCUGAGCGAAUUGUUUGUUCGCAAUGAAGUAGCAGUACAGUCACUUGGUCCCAUCAUGACUCGACUGGCAGAACUGCACGAAUCAAACGAUUCAAACAUCAACGACGCGAUCGAUGGCUUCUUCAGCAAAGCAGUUGCCUUCUACGGGCCGCAGACUGUUUAUCAAAAUGUUCCAGUAAGGUGGCAAACUGCCGAGUCGGUGGCGAAUCCCGAUGCCGAGUUUAGGGGUGAAUUCACCAACCCUUGGCUGCUCCCCAUUCUUCGUGAUCACACCAAUGAACAUGCAAAUCUGUCACUAUUUGUGAAGAAGUUUCUCCCCCUUGCUGACGACCUUUCGAAGAAGGCGUCCACCUGCAAGAAGUUGGCCGACCGAAUGCGACAGGUGAUCACUUCGGAGCUGGCGGCAGACCAGGAAGGCGAGGCCUACCAGACGGCCUUUCGUGCGCACGAGUCUUUUCUGAUGGCCACUCGAGAACUGGAGCGGUGCGUGCAUGCACUCUGGGCUCUCCUGCCUUCCUUCUGUCGAAGUCCAGUCGAUGUUCCCCAGGUGUUCCCCUCGAUUGCUCUACGCCUCGGCCAGGCACUGAAUGACCACGACCUAAUCGCCUACCCGCUAAUUGCACUGCGAAAUUUGCUCAAAUGCCCUCCCGAAGUGACCGAUGCCGUGGCAAAGUAUGCUGAAAAUUUUGUGCCCCUUCUCUUCAAUCUGUACUUGAACGAAAAUGAAAAUACGCAAAUCAAGCACAUCUGGCGACGUCCAGUGUUGAUACUGAUUGAGCUUUUUGUUCCUCAUCUUUUUAUCAACGAAAAGUCUGCCAAGCAAUUUUACACCAAUUUGGAGAGGAUUUAUAGCUAUCUUAAAGAGCCAAACUUCUCUGAUUUCCGACGAUUGGCUUUACUGGACAUUCUGGGUGCAAUGUUGGCGUCACCUCGCGGCUUCAAACUGACAGACAUUGAAAAGCUGUAUGAGGAAAUUGCUAGGCCUCUUGUGGAGCAGACUAAGUCAUCUGCCGACCAGAAGAAAGGCUUUAAGAUCAUUGAGCAGAUGGUGCACAGUACCUCGCCUGAGUGCGAGCAGUUUAUGCGCAACACUCUUGGUCAGCAGGUCACCCUUCUCCUGUCACUCAUUUCUGAUAGGAAACAGUUUACUGCACCAUCGACACGAUCCUUUGCCAUGCGAACUAUUCGAGCUUUAGUGGAGAAGUAUUUGGGCAACAGUGAAGAUUCAAAAGUUGAUUGGAUGCAGAUUUUCGAGCAUCUACUGCCCUGCACGCUUGACUGCUUGCUGCUAAAGUCAGUCAAGGCGAUGAAAAACGCCGAAAAGAUGCUGCUUACUCUGGCGCAAUCGUACUCGCAAUUGAACUGGUCCAAAGAUGCCGAUGCCCAAGAGGACAUCACCUACAGGCUGAUCAAUCAAAUUAUCGACCCUCUGCGGGCCAGCUCUUCUGCCCAGGUGUCUGCCUCCGAGCGUACGGCGCGACUGAUGGCCAUUAGCUAUCUCUACACUAACAAGUUCAACCAAUCACCCGCUGACAUUCAGUGCGACAUUGCCGAUGUGGUCUUCUCUCAGAUUUCUCCCUCCUCCACCGCAGUGCCUCCUACUCGUCAGGUUCUCGACGUUUGCAUUGACUUUACUGGAGUAUUCUUCAAAAAUGCUUCUCCAGAAAUGCUCAAUUCGUAUCUGGAGGUGAUCACUUGCAGCAUCACCAAUUUGCCUGCUGAGCACCGAACCAAGUACCGGAUGAAAAUCCGUGUUCUUUUAGUCAAGUUAGUUCGCAAGUUUGGCUACGACUUUGUUGCCAGCAUGAUUUCAGAAGACUAUCAAAAGGUUCUCAAGAAUAUCAAAAAGUUUGAGGAUCGUAAGAAAAAGAAACGGAAUGCCGAACAUCUAAAUGAUGACGAUGAUGAUGAUGACAAUGAGUCGGAUGCUGAAUUUGACCGAAAGUCUAGGCGAUCUCGAAAAUCACAAAAAUUCGCCGACUCUUCAGACGAGGACGAGGCUGAAGUGGAGAAGUUCAUUGAUGAUGAAUGGGAGCAUGGCAGUAAUGACGACAAUGAGGAUGAACCUCCGCUGGGAGGCUCAAGGGGAAAGAUGUCACACUUGGACAUGAUGUCACGUCUGUCAACAAAAACCAGCAAAACUUUUAUUCGUGAAGACGUUGAGGGCGAUCCGCUGGAUUUGCUGAGCCCUCAGGCCAAGAGGAAUGUCUUUUCAAAGAUUCCUCAGAAGUAUCGACGAACUGGUGGCGAGGAUGACGAGGAGGGAGAGGGGCACCUUACGAAAAAGAAGAAGCUGCCGAUUGCUGACGACGGUCGCAUCAUGAUCAAUGAACUGCUCGAUCAAAUCGAAGAAAAGGACGGCGUCAAAAGUGCUGCUCGUGUGGCUGCAAAGAAGAGGGCUCGCGAGGAGAUUGACUCUGAUGAUGAGGAGGCAGACAGCGCCGACGAGGGAGACCUAGACGGCGCCAAGAGCACCUACCAGCCUGGUGGCCGUGGCAUUCACCGACCACUCGUAUCGGUCAGCGGUGAGUCGGUGCGCAGCGGUCGCACCUCCAAGUCAGUCAAGAGCAAUCGCAAUGAGCCUUCCAUCAAUCGCG